GGUGCCACUUCCGGUUUCAGUUUAGAGAAAAACAACCACAAAGUGACAGGAAAAAAAAUGAAAUGAUAUAAGUUUCUUAAUGUACCUUUCAGAUUGUCAUUUUUCAGACGUCUUGUUCUGAGCUUGAUUAAUCAUGUUAGACGUUACCAAGUGGCCGAUAUUCAGUCUCUUAGAUCCGAACGAAGCUUCAAAAAUCACAAAAAUCUGUGUGUUUGGGAGCUCUGGAAAUGAGGCUAUUUACAUUACUGACAAUGAUGAUGUUUAUGCCAUUGGUUCAAAUUGCAGUGGUUGUCUAGGUUUAGGUGACUCACAUAGUAGUCUGGAACCUAGAAAGAUUGAUGCCCUAUGUAGAAAAAGAAUUGUGGAUGUUGCAUUUGGGAGUGGACCACACGUAUUAGCAGUAUCAGAUACUGGAGAGGUGUAUAGUUGGGGCCACAAUGGGUAUUGUCAGCUGGGCAAUGGAGGUUCCACACAGGGAGUUAUGCCAGUUCUAGUCAACACAAACCUACAGGGAAAGAAAGUAUCAAAAGUUGCUUGCGGAAGUCACCAUUCACUUGCUUUGACCAUGGAUGGGGAGAUAUAUGCGUGGGGACAGAACAAUUGUGGUCAAGUUGGGUCUGGAACUACAACAAAUCAGCCAACACCUAGAAAAGUCAUUGCAGUUAUUGGUUCAAGAGUUGCCAUAUCUAUAGCCUGUGGACAGACAUCUUCAAUGGCAUUAAUGGAAAAAGGGGAGGUGUAUGGCUGGGGUUAUAAUGGUAACGGACAGCUAGGUCUUGGAAAUAAUGUAAAUCAGCCAAAUCCCUGCCGAGUUCAGAUGUUGCAAAACACUAUAGUUUCACAGAUUGUAUGUGGAUAUGCACACACACUGGCACUCACAGACGAGGGUGAUCUUUUCUCCUGGGGAGCUAACUCAUAUGGUCAACUUGGUACAGGAAAUAAGGCAAAUCUAGUCACACCAUCUCGAGUAACAGCAGAUGGAGAAAGAUUUAUUGAAGUAGCCGCAAGCCAUUACUCACAUAUAUCUGCUGCAAUGACGGAGACGGGGAAAGUCUAUAUGUGGGGUCAGUCCAGGGGUCAGUCUAUAACGUCACCAUUACUCACGCAAUUCAGCUGUACUGAUGAUGUAUUUUCAGCAUUUUCCACUCCGCCAGUAACAUGGCGGACACACGCUGUCAAUCAGAUGCGAGGGAGUAAAGUUGUAAAUUGUAUAUCACAAGCAUUUGACGAUCCUAUCACAAGUGAUGUGAAGUUUAAAGUAGAGGGGAGAGAUAUAUGUGUUCAUAAAUCAAUACUCAAAAUAAGAUGUGAGCAUUUUAGAUCCAUGUUUCAGCCAUGUUGGGAUGAAGCUGGAAAAGAUAUUGUAGAGAUUACUCAGUAUCCAUAUAAUGUAUACAGGGCAUUCCUAAAGUAUUUAUACACAGAUCAUGUAGACUUGAUGCCGGAUGAAGCUAUAGGAUUACUAGAUCUGGCAAAUUCCUAUUGUGAACCAAUAUUGAAGCGGCACUGUGAGCAGAUUAUACGACAUGGAAUCUCGGUCAGUAAUGUAGCAAUGCUGUACGCUGCAGCCAUCAAAUACGAAGCAAGGGAGCUUGAGGAUUUUUGUUUUCGUUUUGCAUUAAAUCACAUGACUGCAGUCACACAGACAAAUGCUUUCCAAGAUCUUGAUGAAUCUAUACUGAAGGCGUUCAUCAAGAAAGCCGGACAAGCUGGUGCAUUUAGAUACUGAACUGUGUAGUUAGUGGUAACGCACUUUGCAUCAUAUGAAGUUUUGAAGGAGAAUUUUGACAAAAGUUAAAAGUGUUUUAAACGCAUACUAUCGCAUAAAAAUCUCCAAGUGUAAUAAACAGAAAUAUGACUGUAAAUAGGGUUUGCAGCGGGCCAAGUUUUGUCGAGGAUAGAGGUUACCAAGCUUUAGAUUGAUUAAAAAGCUAAAUUUAAUUGUAUAGGCCAGUAAAUUAGAAGUUUGGAGUCAUUUCAUUCAAACUGAUACAUAAUUGAGCCGCACCAUGAGAAAACUAACAUAGUGCAUUUGCAACCAGCAUGGAUCCAGACCAGACUGCGCAUUCGCGCAGUCUGGUCAGCAUCCAUGCUGUUCGCUAAUGGUUUCUCUAAUUGCAAUAGGCUUUGAAAGCGAACAAUAUGGAUCCUGAUCAUGCUUAUCUCAAAUGCACUGUGUUGGUUUUCUCAUGGUGCGGCUCAAUUAUGGUGAAUGAUGUUUCAUCCAUUUACAUCUAUUACUUACUAGUACAUUCUCAACUGAAGUAUUAUCUCUUAAAAUUAAAAAAAAAGAGAACAUAUACCAAGAAAAAGUUACUUAGAAAGUUUACAUUUAUUUAUUUAAUUCUAAUUUUUGCUCUUAAAGUUGUUGGUUCCAAUGGUAAUACUCUCAUCUGAAAUCUUAGGAGAAAUUUCAUCUUUGGAUAAUUAUAUUUGGGGACCAGUCUGAAAUCUCAAGCUUACGAUUGGUUGUCUGUUGACAUGAUCUCAGAAUUCACCAGUAGCAAAACUGUAUUACAAGAAUGGUCUCCAAACAUUGUUGUAGCACUUCAGAGCCUGAUAAACAAUUUUUUUCAUGUGAUAUUUCUCGGCAAGCUCAAAAAAUUAAGAGUAUUAUUAAAACAACCAAUGAUAUUAUACGUAUUUGUAGAAAAGAUUUUUGUUAAGAAAAUUAAUAAAAUUGUUAAAGUGUUUCUGUGUGCUAAAUUUCAAUCAGAGUUUUAUUUUACUUGUUUUAUUGGAAACUUUGUAAGUUCUGAUUCUAGUUCUGUGUAAUAAGAGUCAUAAUAUUAUAAUGUUUAUAGUUGUGUGAGACACAGCAUGACGUUAAAUAUACAGUCAGUAAUUCUACAAAAAAAAGAAAUAUGAUUUAAGGGUUAAGUUGUGUUGGUGCGCUGUAAAACCCAAAUAAAUAAAUAAAUACCCUAAAUUAUAGGGAUGUUGCAGUUCCAUAUUUUUAUGGGUACAUGAUUUUGUAGGAUUUGAAUCAUCUGAGGUGUUGUAACUGAGAACACUGCUAGGUUUUCAAGUUUCACAUUUUAUUCUAGGAUUGACAAAGAUGGUGGGCCUUGAGGCCCUUAUACCCUAUCAAGUUUGUUGAACAAACUACUUCCUCAUACUUAAAGGGACUGCCUGUGAAGUAUACAGAGACGGCCUGUGAAGUAUAUACAUGUAUAAGCACAAAGUAACUUUUUUCUUAGAUGGACAAAAGGUAUGGGCUCCCAUACCCACCUUCUCAAGCACUCACAGAACAAAAACGUAUUUUUGUUUUCUUUUGGAAUUUCAUACACAUGAUCUCCAUGAAGUGAAGAUUUGUGUGGCGUAUUCUUUCCUGGAAUAGACAAAGGAAGGGGGCACCAGUCCCACUCAGAUUCCAGGUUUAGUGGGACACCGGAAGGGACUAUAGGAAUGCCGUCUGUCCACAAAUCUGGAUCCUGCAAUUACACAAAGUAUUCAAGCUAUGUUCAUAAAAAUUGGUAUGUGAAUAGAGGGCAAUAUGUAGAUUAUGCACAUACAUGACAUGCUUGUAUGUCAAAGAUCAAGGUCACUAUUGAAGGUAAAAAAAAAGUUGUUUCUGCUACAUAACUUUUAUUUGCAUUGAUGGCUUAUCUUAGUGCUACACAGAAAUGUUCCCCAUGAUAAGACAAUGUGUCAACACAUGACCUAUGCAUGUCGGUCAAAGGUCACGGUCACUAUUGAAAGUUUUCCACCAGUAGGGGCUUCUGUAUUGCCACUACAAUACUCGGUCACUUGUUUUUUCUGGGGGCAACCUUACCCAUAGCUGUCUUAGAUGUAUUUGAGGUAUUAAACACAUUUGAGCCAUGCCAUGAGAAAACCAGCAUAGUGGGUUUGCGACCAGCAUGGAUCCAGACUAGCCUGUGCAUCAGCACAGUCUGGUCAGGAUCCAUGCUGUUCGCUUUUAAAGCCUACAGCAAUUAGAGAAACCGUUGGCGAACAGCAUGGAUCCUGACCAGAAUGUGCGGAUGCACAGGCUGGUCUGGAUCCUUGCUGGUCGCAAAGCCACUUUGUUGGUUUUCCUAUGGCACGGCUCAUUUAGUGAUAGUUCUAGUUAAAAAGAGAUAUACAUUAUUUAAUAUUUGUAACAUACUGUAUAAUUUGAUGCAGAUUAUGAAGAAGGAUUCUGACUGUUCUGCUAAGUUAAAAUAAAUAGCACCAUUAUAUUCUAAAACAACUGAAGUAUUGAAAAUAUACACCUUUCACAAGAUAUUUCUUCAUACGUCUUCUUUCUGAAUGUAAUUACACUCGGUACGCAAUACAGUACCUGUUUUUUUUUUACGUUUUAUUUAUAGAUAUAUAUAUUUUUAUGGCAGAGGUGUGGGUGACAACUUACUGUGCUGGAUCAUAUAAAUAAACCUGUUAGUAUUGCAUCUAAAAUCUCGUACCUAAGAGGGCUUUAUUAUCUAUAUUGUUUUUGUUGCCAUUGCAAUGUUUUGCCAUAAUAUAUCAUGCCAGGUGACUGUCACCUUCUGCAUGAAUUCCAGUUAUGUUCCAGUUGAAAAUCUUGUUUUAUCCAUUCAUUAAAAGGGAUUUCGUUCCUUCAAUGGACUGACAUGCAAAAUACGUAAAUUUCAGAGGAAAAAACUGUCAACUGCUUUGUGCUUUUUUGGUAACUUGAAUAGGUGUAUACAGCUAGAAUUUACUUACAUUUUCAAAGGUAGAUUAGAUUUAUUCAGCAAAAUGUAGUCUAUAAUAUUAACGAUAAACAGGACUAAAUACAGACUAUGCUGAAAAAAACCAUUUUUGUUAAAUGCAUAUAUCAGGUGAAAUUGUCGAGUUAUCCUUAAACACAUUAGUAAAGUCAUAUACUUAUAAAAUAUACAAAAUCAAAGUAUUUUUUGCUUUGUCAGUAUUAUUUGUGUCACAGAAAUCAUACCAUCUAUAUUUUCACAUAUAAUUGUGUCUCAUUUUUACACGCCCGAAGGGAACGUAUUAUGUUAUGAUGCCGCAUCAAGACGAUGUGCAGAGCGCAUGUUUCCGAUGGCUCGCUUCACACUUAGGGGCCAAAGGUCGUACCUUCGGGCGUAUAUUGCUCUGCAUUGCAGUGCUCUUGUUGAACAUCAUGUUUUUGACAUGGCUUUCAAACAUAAACAUAGGUACUGCAAUGUAAAACUUGUCUUUCUGAUGUUUUGUAGGUUUGCCAUUUGUCAGGUGUACUGUACACAGUAAGAUGUAACAUUUACAUUCGUCUUUUCAAACAGCCAUUGCUAUCGACAUUCCUUUGUUUUGUAUAAAUUGGUACGUAUUGUGUGAAUAAUUUCAGUUGUUGUAAUUUUGUAAUCUUUCAGUGUUGUUUGAAAGUGAAGCAAAUAAAUAUCUUAAAGAAAACCAA
Messenger RNA from Mercenaria mercenaria, 5350 nucleotides. Its product is annotated as RCC1 and BTB domain-containing protein 1-like. The coding region runs from base 134 to 1729 and encodes 531 amino acids. Lineage: Eukaryota; Metazoa; Mollusca; Bivalvia; Venerida; Veneridae. The transcript is spliced from 14 exons. The record is from RefSeq and is a predicted model, not a curated record. Gene Ontology annotation, molecular function: protein binding.